GCAGAGCUCUAGCGGUGGCCGCGCGGUCCAAUGGGGUGAAGUGGGGUGCUCGGCGGACAGACAAAAGGAGGGGAAGGAGCGGGGCGGGGCAAAGGGCGGGGAAAGAGCGAGGGCGGGCGGGUGUGCUCCGUUCGGCCUGGGAAUCCGAUUGGUUAUCGAUUCCCGCGGAAAUCACCCCGGUGCCUCUCGCGCCCCCUGGCCGGCCUAUGGCGAUGACUUCACGGAGACGGGCGUGGCUGGAGUUUUGCUUUAUUGAAGUUGAACAGUUGGGGCCAGGCUGCGAAGGAGACUGAGAGCGCAACAAGGCCCUGGACAGAUGCCCGCGCGGGGAAGGAAGGCUGGCUUAGGAGGGGGCGUCAGCUAUGGUUUAGCAGCUUCCAGCGACCGAAACCUACAUCACAGCCGCAGCACACAAUUCCAGGAAACCUGGUGCUCAAUAUUGAGAUCUCAGGAAUCAGGACCGGCGGCUGGGGUGAAAGCCUAGCGGUCAGAGCUUAGGAGUGAGGCAGAAGCUGUUAGAGACUCCUCGCAAGUGACCCCGGGGCUACAUAUGGAUGAUUCAAGAGGGAGUCUCCUCGCCAGAAAGCUCACAUGUUUCACUCUUUCUGGCCUUCAUACCAACCCAUUGUUAAAACUGGAAGUCCCUCCACCUGGGGCCACUGACUCUACUGUUUUCAGAUAGGAUGGGGACCCUGCACUGGAGACUGCUGUCUAGCCCCUGGGCAGGAGAGGCACAGACACUGCUACGCACGCGGAGCAGGGAUCACCAGCGCUUUGACUGACUUUGCUCGUCCAGGAGGCUGGGGACAUGCGUGCCCAUGCUCAGCCCACCCCUUCUGUAGACACAAUUGGUCGCCCAUUCUGUUUAUAGGAAGUCUUCCAUCCUGCACCAGCAGCUGUCCCUAGACAGGGAUUGGGAGACAUGCAAGUUGCUUGGCUUCCUAUUACCUUGUGUUGAAAACACAAUAGGCUUUGGGAUCAGGAGUUCAUUCCAGUUAUUCUAAUGUUAUUUACUAGCAGUGUGCCCUCGUGCACAUUAUCAAACUCCUCUGACUCUUGGAAUCCUCAUUUUUCAAUAAUAACUCACAAAGCUGUCAAGCCUAAGGGAUCUAACAGCUCGAACAGCACCUGGAACAGAAGCAAUAGCCGCCACUCAGAGGUUACUUCUUCCUUCUCCACCUUCUCUGGAUCACCUCCCUACCUCAUCCUCAAUCUAACGCUGGAAAUAUUGGAUAUGGGGUAGGUCACCAAAUGUUGCCAGAAGACUCAAAUUAUGCCACCCAUAUCUCAGCUGGGAAGGGCUUACCGUGGCCUGACUCUCCUCAGGGUCCAAGUCCCCAUUUAUGAUGUCCAGGUAGAAACACUUGUUUCUGACACAUAGUAGGCGCUGGAAAAUGUUAGUCAAAUGAACGAGGUCUGGUGUGGAGAGAAGAGAAAUCUUGGGAGAGUCAUUUAAGGGGGUGCCCAGUUGUCCUCAUAAAAAACACUAUCAUCAUCAGGGUGACCAAAGCAGACAUCAUAGGCAGGAGGUGGAGUCAGAGGCUCUAAUCUGGGGACUGCCGCCAAGCUCUGCAGAUCAGGAGCAGUGGACACAGCCCGUGGUCCCCGAAGCCGAAGGUUGAUUGGAGCUCUUCCAGGGCUUCCUUCCUGGGCCAUGGACCCCUCUGAGGCCAUUCGCCUCUGUUCCAGUUUGGCUCUCCUGGACCCCUCUGGAUGGCUAGGUUGUUCGUCCUCAGGUGCUGGGGAUAUCACAACAGUGCUGUAGGGGGGUGGUUGGUCCAACUCUUGGGGGCGGCACUGGGAUUCUAGUCCCACCACGGCCUCUUCAUAGACUGGCACUUCAAAGGCUUCAUUGUCCCUGAGGGAAGAGAAAUAAGGCCAUUGGUGGCUUCCGUGAAAGAAGCCCUUUUUCCCUUUUUUUUGUCUGCUAUGGGCAAAAGAUCCUCUGUUGGCCUCUGACCCCUCCUCCCGCUGAUGCCAAUGACAGGAAACCAGAGACUCUAUGCCUCAGAGACUACAGGGAGAGAGGGAGGAUGGGCCCAAGGUGUAUUCCUCUUAUGAUGCCCACCCUUAACUCACCGUGCAUUGCCUGAGGGCCCUGGGCUCUCAGUCUGCAUUGAUUGGAGCUGGGACCGAAGCCCCCAUUCCAGAAACCGGACCAGGAGAUAGGCAAACAAGAAGAAGCCACCCAAUGUGAGAAAGAAAUAAGCAACGGGGGUGAUGUCCGUCUUUAUGCCCAGCAAAGCCAGCCCCAGUAGGAAGGAGGCGCAGCACAGGAGGAGAAGCGGCUUCUCCAGUCUCCCCAGUUCUUCAAUCUCAAAUCAAAUAAAUCAUCUGUAGAGUCCCCUCCAGUUCCGAAAUUCUCUCUAUGUCUCGGAGUGUGUGGAAUAGCCAGGAAACCAGCCCAGGAGCUUUGACUCCCAGCCAUUCUGCACCUUAAGCAAAAAGGAAGUUAGCCACACAUGGUGGCUCAUGACUGUAGUCUCAGCUACAUGGGAGGCAAGGCAAGAGGAUCUCUUGAGCCCAGGAGUUCGAGGCCAGCCUAGGCAAUGUAACAAUGUACUGAAGAUACAGCAGUAAACAGAGUGGACAUGGUCUCCCCACUAUGGAGCAUAUUUGAUGAAGACCGAUGUUACCAUACGCUAUAAAACCAGCUCCUCUGGGAGGACAUUUCCCUUCUUCGCCAUGAGUGGGGAUUGCAGCAACUUGUUCUGGCCCCUGUGCAUGGCUCAGCACUAGCAGGACAGGAGGUAGCCUCAGCGGAGCCCUAGAGAACAUGAGAAGAGGCGACGAAGCCCCUCUGUAAAGUGCAGGAGCAAACCUUCUCUGAGACCAUGUGUAUAUGACAGUGGCAUCCUAAUGAUCGUCUUGAGAAACCAAGAAGACAUUCAGAAGAAAUGAGAGAAGGAAGAAUAUUUUAGAAAUAAAGGAACUUCAUGGGCAGAGUCACAGUGCAAGACAAAAGGAGCAGACCAACGGCAAGAUUGCUUGGGGAGCGAAGACUCCCUCCCUCUUCUCCCCUGAGAAGCUGAGAUAAAGGGGGAGGAGAAGCCUGGGUGCCCCCCACUGAUAAGCAGGCUCCACCCAGAGGCCAGUCCUGUGUGUCUGAGGACAAGGCAAAAGAGCAGCAGAAGUGCCCCUUCUCCAGGAUCAAGGAACUGGGGCAGGGGGCGUUUCCUGGACCCCAGUCCUCCGAAUCAGCUCCUAGAGUGGAACCAGGAAGGAUUCUGGAGCCACAGAAGAUAGACAGAUGGAAGGUGGGGACCAAAGUGAGGAAGAGCCGAGGGAACGCAGCCAGGCAGGUGGAAUGGGAACUCUCUGGAGCCAAGAGAGCACUCCAGAAGAGAGGCUGCCCGUGGAAGGGAGCAGGCCGCCCGUGGAAGGGAGCAGGCCAUGGGCAGUGGCCAGGCGGGUGCUGACAGCUAUCCUGAUUUUGGGCCUGCUCCUUUGUUUUUCUGUGCUUUUGUUCUACAACUUCCAGAACUGUGGCCCUCGCCCCUGUGAGACAUCUGUGUGUUUGGAUCUCCGGGAUCAUUACCUGGCCUCUGGGAACACAAGUGUGGCCCCCUGCACUGACUUCUUCAGCUUUGCCUGUGGAAGGGCCAAAGAGACCAAUAAUUCUUUUCAGGAGCUUGCCACAAAGAACAAAAACCGACUUCGGAGAAUACUGGAGGCCCAGAAUUCCUGGCACCCAGGAUCUGGGGAGGAGAAAGCCUUCCAGUUCUACAACUCCUGCAUGGAUACACGUGCCAUUGAAGCUGCAGGGACUGGUCCCCUCAGACAAGUUAUUGAGGAGCUUGGAGGCUGGCGCAUCUCUGGUAAAUGGACUUCCUUAAACUUUAACCAAACGCUGAGACUUCUGAUGAGUCAGUAUGGCCAUUUCCCUUUCUUCAGAGCCUACCUAGGACCUCAUCCUGCCUCUCCACACACACCAGUCAUCCAGAUAGACCAGCCAGAGUUUGAUGUUCCCCUCAAGCAAGAUCAAGAACAGAAGAUCUAUGCCCAGAUCUUUCGGGAAUACCUGACUUACCUGAAUCAGCUGGGAACCUUGCUGGGAGGAGACCCAAGCAAGGUGCAAGAACACUCUUCCUUGUCAAUCUCCAUCACUUCACGGCUGUUCCAGUUUCUGAGGCCCCUGGAGCAGCGGCGGGCCCAGGGCAAGCUCUUCCAGAUGGUCACUAUCGACCAGCUCAAGGAAAUGGCCCCUGCCAUCGACUGGUUGUCCUGCUUGCAAGCGACAUUCACACCGAUGUCCCUGAGCCCUUCUCAGUCCCUCGUGGUCCAUGACGUGGAAUAUUUGAAAAACAUGUCACAACUGGUGGAGGAGAUGCUGCUAAAGCAGAGGGACUUUCUACAGAGCCACAUGAUCUUAGGGCUGGUGGUGACCCUUUCUCCAGCCCUGGACAGUCAAUUCCAGGAGGCACGCAGAAAGCUCAGCCAGAAACUGCGGGAACUGACAGAGCAACCACCCAUGCCUGCCCGCCCACGAUGGAUGAAGUGCAUGGAGGAGACAGGCACCUUCUUCGAGCCCACGCUGGCGGCUUUGUUUGUUCGUGAGGCCUUUGGCCCGAGCACCCGAAGUGCUGCCAUGAAAUUAUUCACUGCGAUCCGGGAUGCCCUCAUCACUCGCCUCAGAAACCUUCCCUGGAUGAAUGAGGAGACCCAGAACAUGGCCCAGGACAAGGUUGCUCAACUGCAGGUGGAGAUGGGGGCUUCAGAAUGGGCCCUGAAGCCAGAGCUGGCCCGACAAGAAUACAACGAUAUACAGCUUGGACCGAGCUUCCUGCAUUCUGUCCUGAGCUGUGUCCGGUCCCUCCGAGCUAGAAUUGUCCAGAGCUUCUUGCAGCCUCGCCCCCAACACAGGUGGAAGGUGUCCCCUUGGGACGUCAAUGCUUACUAUUCGGUAUCUGACCAUGUGGUAGUCUUUCCAGCUGGACUCCUCCAACCCCCAUUCUUCCACCCUGGCUAUCCCAGAGCUGUGAACUUUGGCGCUGCUGGCAGCAUCAUGGCCCACGAGCUGUUGCACAUCUUCUACCAGCUCUUACUGCCUGGGGGCUGCCCCGCCUGUGACAACCAUGCCCUCCAGGAAGCUCACCUGUGCCUGAAGCGCCAUUAUGCUGCCUUUCCAUUACCUAGCAGAACCUCCUUCAAUGACUCCCUCACAUUCUUGGAGAACGCUGCAGACGUUGGGGGGCUAGCCAUCGCGCUGCAGGCAUACAGCAAGAGGCUGUUACGGCACCAUGGGGAGACUGUCCUGCCCAGCCUGGACCUCAGCCCCCAGCAGAUCUUCUUUCGAAGCUAUGCCCAGGUGAUGUGUAGGAAGCCCAGCCCCCAGGACUCUCACGACACUCACAGCCCUCCACACCUCCGAGUCCACGGGCCCCUCAGCAGCACCCCAGCCUUUGCCAGGUAUUUCCGCUGUGCACGUGGUGCUCUCUUGAACCCCUCCAGCCGCUGCCAGCUCUGGUAACUUGGCUACCAAAGAUGCCACAGCACAGAAAUAUCGACCAACAGCUCCCUGGUCACAUCCAUGGAAUCAGAGCAAGAUUUCCUUUCCGCUUCUGUUCCAAAAAUAAAAGCUGGCACUUGGCUUCCGCUUGUCUCUUAA
Molecule: messenger RNA, 5608 nt
Organism: Pan troglodytes (chimpanzee)
Lineage: Eukaryota; Metazoa; Chordata; Mammalia; Primates; Hominidae
Gene: KEL
Product: Kell metallo-endopeptidase
Exons: 25
Coding region: 3251-5470 (739 amino acids)
Biological process (GO): protein processing
Cellular component (GO): plasma membrane
Molecular function (GO): metalloendopeptidase activity
Source: RefSeq, a predicted model, not a curated record